Molecule: messenger RNA, 1116 nt
Organism: Cavenderia fasciculata
Lineage: Eukaryota; Evosea; Eumycetozoa; Acytosteliales; Cavenderiaceae
Exons: 4
Coding region: 1-1116 (371 amino acids)
Source: RefSeq, a predicted model, not a curated record
AUGGUUUACAACCAACUAUCCUUUAGCAAACAAAACUCACAAAAGUCCAUUAGAUUGGAACUCAAUUCUGCUGAUCAAAAGGCAAAUCCAAUAAUGGUUGUUGCUGGAGCACCAGGUACAGGAAAGUCACGUCUCCUUGUGGAAUAUCCUGCGCUACUCCGUGGAGAUCUUAGUCCUCUCUCUCAAAUUCAUCACGUUGAUUUAUUUACAACAUAUGGAAACGGAUCACAUUUUAGCCAGGAUGAAAUUAGUAUGGGUAUAGAGGAAUCGUUUUCUCUCAGAGUUUUGGCUGCAUACUUUGGGAUCGAAUUCAAUGUUGUAUUGACCAAAUUCAAGUUAUCAAAAAUAAGACUCACCCUCUAUGAAACGUUAAACGCAAUCAAAACACUUGAAAAGAAAGACCAAAUUGGAAUUUAUUUAUCAAUCGACGAAUUUCAAAGACUUUUGGGUGAAACAGGAAGUGAUCAAGAGAAGAGAGGAAAUCUCAAAAAAUUGGUCAGGGCAAUUGGAUCAAUUCAGUGUUCCCCACCAAAGGGCGUAUUUGUUGUAUCUCUAAUCGGUGGAACUCUCCUUACUCCUCUUCAAAAGGCUAUAUCAAUGGAUUCGGCAUAUCCUACCAUGCAAAUCAACAUCCCUUUGAUUCAUCACACAUCUGAUAUUCAAAAUAUCGUUGAUACCACUGGUGCGAAGGUAUUCAGUGAAAACCACCAUUUUCAGACAGCCCUAUUGUAUAUUGGUGGAUGGCCAAGAGCUCUCGAUGAGAAAUCCAUUGAUUCAUCGACCAUCAAUCAAGAGUAUCAAAAGGUUAAAGGCAGUGUCAAAGAUUGGAAAGGUUUAACUAUCCCAAAAGAAGCUAGAGUGAUUCAAUAUCUCUGUACAGUCUUGCCUUGUGAAUAUGCCCCUCAAUGCAAAGACUAUAUAGUUAUUUCUGCAAAUAAUCAUUUCAGCCAUUUUGGAUCAAUUUUCUCACAAGUUAUUCCCCAAUAUGCUGCAUCAUUCACUACCCCCUGGGUGACCUUUACCACAUCGACCACUGACAGAAGGAUUACUGAAUCAACCGAGGAUGACGCAAUGACGACCGAUGAGGAUUAUGAUAUGAAAGAAGAAGAAGAAUAA